AGUUUCUCAGUCGCGAGUGAAACAUGAGGAAUUCAACACCUGCAAAAUUUAUGCAAUAAAACUUACACACAUUUCUCAUGAACAAACAUACAAGUUCAACAAAGUCAACCAAACCUAUCCAGCGACGCCCAAAAUUUACAGUAAAUUUUUUGUUCUACAUCCAAGCCCAGUAUCUGAUCUGUUAAUUGUUAAGUAAAACAAACGUCGCAGCAAGAACGGAAUUUAUAAAAUGCAGCAACCUCAUCUUUACUCUGUGCUCACAUUACUAAUCAUAUUGAUUGGCUGUGUACGUGCAUUUCCUGUCCUUGACUCCGGAGACGAUGCAGAUUCUAAAACUGAAGUGCAAUCGGAUGCAAACGUGAUAGACAAUUUAGUUCAGUCCGUGGAGAAUGGUGGGAACGAAGGACGAGAUGAGGAGCAUGCAGAUUACAAAUUGAUGCUCAAGAGUGAAGAAGUUCAUCCAAGUAGCAACAAACGUUCAUUUUGGAAGGACCUGAAGCGCGUUGAAGAAAAACAACAAUUUGCCAAGUUUUAUCGUCCCGAAACUCGCUCCGUGACCCCUUCCAUCGAAGACGGAAUAAUAUUCCCCUCCGCAUCGUCUAACAUUGAGACUUAUAGUACCUACAACCGUGGGUUUUCUGACCGCUACAACAAACAUCGGCCUAAUAUUCCCACGCCACAAGUUGGAAUUCCAUUUAAUUUUAAUAUACCGCUCCCAUUUCCUUCAGCUUCUUCUAAUAUUAACAACUACAGCAAUCGCAGUCCUCAACUACUGCAAACGCAAAACUCGAACACUAACGAUUUUCUUACAACGGAACAAAACGUUCUUCUGUACCAGACGCUGGUUCAAUUAUUUCAAGGACUAUUUUCCGGACAGAGAAAUAAUAAUAAUAAUAAUCGACUUCUCUGGGACGGGCAACAGUCCACCAGACGACCUUCCAGCAGAACCAACGAACCACCGACACCGGGACUGGCGGCUGUUGAGGAGCUCGAUGGCGUAAAUUAUCAGUCCCUCUACUCUGGACCUCGAGUGCAGAAGUCUCCGUGUCCUCAAGGAAUGCAUUGGACGCAGGGAGGCGGAUGUCACGAAAAGACGCCUCGGAAACUUUUGAAUUCGAAUGGAUAACUGAAAUUCAAACUGUAACAGCGAAUUUUUGUGAUCUUGCUUACCAUUACAAUAGUUUAUUUUUCAUAAUGAAUAAAACACGUAAUAAAACUUUGUACAUAGCAA
This is a messenger RNA of Folsomia candida, 1231 nucleotides long. RefSeq lists its product as uncharacterized. NCBI's taxonomy places the organism in Eukaryota, Metazoa, Arthropoda, Collembola, Entomobryomorpha, Isotomidae. The transcript has 2 exons. The record is from RefSeq and is a predicted model, not a curated record. Bases 230 to 1126 code for a protein of 298 amino acids.